AUGCGCUCCCUCGCCCUUGCGAUCUUCCCCUUCCUCACCUUCACAGCCGCCUCAGAAUGGCUCGACCUCGAACCACGAUCAUCCGGCCACUUCAACUGCAUGGGCCGUCUUGACGCCAAAAAGAUCGCCAACAACUUCAGAGACCUGAUCAAUCUCGAGUUCAACACCACUCUGGCCAGGGUGUCGAUGACUCCCAACUUCCACGACUACUCCGACGGCGUCAAUGAGCUUGUGAAUGCUGGUUGUCCCGGACCAAACACGCUUGGAGAAGCGACGUUCUCGUCGAGGGAGGAGUUUAUCAUGGGGCAGAGCACGCAGCCGCCUAUCCCCUUCCAAAUCCUGAAUCUCUGGCACACCUGCACCUCCGUCCACCUCCGCUGGCGCUCCUCAGCACCGGGUCCUAUUCAUCCUGAGCUGCCGGUCACGGGCCUUGUGGCCAUUGACACGGUUCCUAACCCAGAUGGGAGCAAUUGCGAGCAGCCAUGGUUGAUGGAGACGGUCUACUCUGAGUUCAACAGCGGUGCAUGGCUGACGGACCUGGGGAAUUUCACCGCCAGCUGCACGAAGGCUGGUACACCGAAAAAGCCAAACGUAAUGAUGAAGGCGAAAGAGGCCUGCGAUGAAGUCGAGACGGAGUCCAAUGUCCAGUCGAACGUCCAGUCGAACUCAACAUUGAGCACUGUUGCUUACGCUCGUGCUACUUGA
Messenger RNA from Saxophila tyrrhenica, 705 nucleotides. RefSeq lists its product as uncharacterized. The transcript has 4 exons. The coding region runs from base 1 to 705 and encodes 234 amino acids. The record is from RefSeq and is a predicted model, not a curated record. NCBI's taxonomy places the organism in Eukaryota, Fungi, Ascomycota, Dothideomycetes, Mycosphaerellales, Extremaceae.